This is a messenger RNA of Paramecium primaurelia, 1390 nucleotides long. The record is from the annotation of a GenBank genome assembly. NCBI's taxonomy places the organism in Eukaryota, Ciliophora, Oligohymenophorea, Peniculida, Parameciidae.
AUGUGGAAAGGCUUUUUGAGUAUUUUUGGGGGUUUCCUUACCCAUCUAGUUACAGGCGCAUUCUAUUGUAUACUUCAUUAAUGAGAGUAGUUUGGGGCAAUAUUUCCAUGAAUGUCAGCUCUUACUAUCGCUUCAAUGGAUACCCAGAUAUUGAAACAAAAACUGUUUCUGCUGUCUUUCCAGCCAUAUACUUUGGGAUUGCUAUAGGAAGUCAAUUUGGUAUUCAUUUGGCUCGCCGUUUUGGUCAUAAGUUGAUAAGUGUAGUAAAUAUGUUGUGUUAUUGUGCAUCUAUGUAUGCAGCAACAUAUAGCAACUUUUACUUUUUUGUAUUCUUUCAAGGUUUAUUACCAGGGGUUUUUAUUGGAAUUGAGUACUUAAUUCCAGUCGACAAUGCAUUGAAAUUUUUUCCUUCGAAAAAAGGCAUGGUCACAGGAUUAAUAUUAUGUGGAUUUGGAUUCACACCACUUGUUUUUAAUCCAAUAUUAUAGAAACUAUUAAAUCCAGACAAUAUUCUUCCAGUCAAUGGAUACUAUCCAGAAGAUGUUGCUGAAAACCUGAUGAAAAGUCUAAGAAUUGUUACCACCAUUUAUCUAGUGUUGGGAUUAAUCGGAGCGUUUUUGAUGUAAUCAAUAAAUUAAAGUGACGAUCAUGAUGACGAAACAUAUAAACAGUACACAUAAUAAUUAAUAUCAAUAGGAAAUUAAUCUAAAAUGACGCACAAGUCAGUGUAAAUUCUUAAUUUGAUAUACUCAAGAAAAAAGAGUUCUGGCUCAGUACAUUUUAGGUAUUUUGUUUAACUGGUUUUGGAUUCAUCCUUAUCUCCCACUAUAAGGAGUAUGGUAUAGUCCAUAUACCAGAUGACUAGUUUUUUUCAUUAGUCGGUAUGAUUGGUGGAUUUACAAAUGGGUAUCAUUAUUUCAUUAAAAUUACAGCCUGUCUCGUUUCCUCUGGAGUUUUUUGUUGGAUUUUAUAAAUUACAAAUACCUUGUUUUUAUUAAUAUAGUGAUGGCUAUGAUUUUGGCAGCAACAAUAAAUCUGAUUGCUGAUUCAAAAUUUCUAUUUAUGUUAUGGGUUAUACUUACUUACUUACAGUAUGGAGGAUUGUACACAUUAUUUCCUGGAAUAUGCACUAAAGUAUUCAUAUAUUAGGAGAUAAUAGUAAUUUGGUACUAAAUUCGGUCCGUUGGCAUACAAUAUGGCAUUUAAUAGCAUUCCUUUUUCAAAUUUGACUUAAUUUCUAUUAACUUUGUAUUUUCAUGAUUAAUUCAUGAAUGGGCAAUUGUUUUACAUUUAUGUUGGAAUCAAUUUUCUAGCACUUAUUAUUUAAGUCUAUUUGCUAAUAAACGAAGGAUAACGUAAAAGGUUAAGUAGUGUAAAUUACACUGAAUGA